AUGGCGGCAUCAGUGACUUCAGUGUUGUUGGUUCACUAUGAAUGGGGCAAGCUUAUUGUUGGUGGAUUAAAGACCUGGGAAAUACGUGGCUUUAGAAGCAGCAAAGUUUCUCAACGCAUUGGCAUAGCAUGCAAUGCAAAAACAUCGCCUACAGGACGCCCCCUUCUUCUUGGAGAGGUGUACUUCAAUGCUUGCUUUGUGGUUGCCGAGAACAAGCUUGGAUUCGUAGCGCCUUCAACCGAUUUCCCAGAAAACUUCCUCCUCCUGCAAGUGCACAUUCCAAAACACCACAUUAAGACGGUUGAUGAUUUUCCUGCUUUGAAGACGUACAAGAUUGUGUAUGCGUGGGAGUUCAGUGAUGCUGUAGAGUAUGAGAAUCCGGUAUGGGAGCUGGCCAAAGCCUAUGGCAUUGGAAAGAACGAGUCCUUAGCAGUGGUUCAACUCUUGAACCAUGUGAUGCUGUUGAUCAAGCGCAUGACGCUAGACUGGGACAAACUCAACCCUGGGAUUCGCAAACCGUGGAAUGCCAAAGACACCAUUUGUCUUCACAGCGCGUGCGGCGGAUUCCUGCACUUCACCUCAGAGUUGCAGAAGAAAAUACCCAAAGCCGACUUUGAUGAGGUGCUUCCAGGUUUGAUUGAGCAGUUCAUGUCGGGUUUCCUGGAUGUGGAGAUCAAUCAGGUGCUUGAGACGUGUGCGCCUCCACUUCGCAUGGAUGAUGUGGGGUUUCUGAGGGGCGUUUUCCGGCAGAUUGAACAACGCCUUUGUCUAGAAGUUGAGCAGCGCGAUCGGGAACUCGCCGAGAAGGUGGCGUGGGCUACCUUAGCACAACUCCAACAAAAGCUGGACCAGGACAUGAAGCUCCUUUGUGAUCACCAUCAACCUUCCAAAGAAAAGGAUGCCCGAGACGCUGCCCUUGAUGUUCGGUAUUGUUUGGCCUUGAUGGACACAACCGUGUUCCCAUCGAAUGCCAAAGCUUUGACCAACUCCAUUCAGUGCAUGUCGACCAUUUUGGCUAUGAGCAACAAGCACCUUGGGCAUGUGCAACUCCCCAUUGCCCAAGCCAGCGCGAACACAACGGCGCUGAUCUCUCACCGAAGGAAGCUUGAAGAUGGUCUGGUGGGUUGCCGCCUUGACACGGCAAGUUCAGUUGUGCUUCAGUUUGCCAAACCAUCGGACUCAACGGCCUCCGAUCGACGAGGCGGUAUCCAGAAUGGCUAUGUUUUAGCCCAAGACCCCAAAGCAUGUUUGUGGGAGUAUCCACAAGUGAUUGGGCCUUUGAGUCUAGUGCGCGUAUCUGACAUGCUUGGCUACGACCCGGACAGCAGACCUAGUCCGAGCGCACGAGCAGAACAGAAAGGCCUUCCUGCGCAUAUUGCAAUCCUUGAGUCCUAUGCUGCUGGCAUCACCCUCAAGGAGAAGGAUGAACUUUUGAUUUUGGAUCUGCUUCCAAACAGGUGGUUGGAAUUUGGCCGCGCCGUGGUGAAGAUGAAGCAAGAGGGAAAGGCAACGAAUUGGCGCUACAUGGGGUUGAUCCGGGAACAGCACAAAGACAUGGUUCAACUUGUGGAAGAGUCCGUUUACACCGCCUGGGACUCGUCAAGCGCAGCUCCUCCCAAGAUCCGGCCACGAGAGGAAUCCGCAGACCCCACCUUGUGCAUUCUACUAUGGGAGAAUGGUGCGCCAAAGCUCCCCAGCUCCAUCUUGGAGAAGUUUCCUCGUGGAACGGAUCAAUACAACAAGAUCAUGGAGUAUGAGAAGGACCUCAAGCGGCUUUGGCCAGCAGCAAAUGAUGCUGCUGCGCUGCCACGCACCACAACAGCGUCCAGGGCUCCCAGUCGAGCUGCCGGUGUGCCAGACUUCUCCGGAACCAGGCUUUUGGAUUUGAACCGCGAGGUGGACCUGGUCACGAUCCCGUCAGCGAGCUUCUCAGAAGAACGGCUUGCACUAUGCCCUGGGAAACCAGGGAAACCUUCCAUUGUGAUCUCCAAGUCCUUCGGAAUCUUCCUUGGCAACUUGUCUGCUGAUGAGCUUGUGGUUCCAGCCGGCGAGCUCUUUGGCUUCAACGUUGGUGCGUUUCAAAUGCAGAUCAUUUGUACUGGACAGCACGAAACUGCUUUGCUCCCAUGGCGCUUGGAGAGUGAUAUGACGUUGGUCUCGUAUGAGAAGGAAUGCAUGCCGCUCUGCAGCUUCCUUUGCAAAAUGGCGAAAGAGAAGGGCAUUGCUGAGUUCGCGGUGUGGGACCACGAGAUUGAACCGCUUAUGCAGACCGUUACUGAGGAUGGCAAAGAGGUCAGCAUGCCAGUGCCCUACCGUUACAAUGUGCGCUCCACGGAGUCGCUCAAGCGCAACUGCUUCAAACCCAAUCCGCUGGGCUCCACUGAUGCCGAAAACCAUAAAGCGGGAAGUUUGGGCGCCGUAUUCAGCGGCAACAUGAAUCAUGUGCUCAGGCAGGAAAACUGCAAGCAUGCUGCCUUGGUUUGGGAG
Messenger RNA from Durusdinium trenchii, 2487 nucleotides. NCBI's taxonomy places the organism in Eukaryota, Dinophyceae, Suessiales, Symbiodiniaceae. The record is from the annotation of a GenBank genome assembly.